This is a messenger RNA of Aspergillus thermomutatus, 3276 nucleotides long. RefSeq names its product putative sensor histidine kinase/response regulator TcsB/Sln1 (gene tcsB). The coding region runs from base 1 to 3276 and encodes 1091 amino acids. Gene Ontology annotation, molecular function: phosphorelay sensor kinase activity. The transcript has 7 exons. The record is from RefSeq and is a predicted model, not a curated record. Lineage: Eukaryota; Fungi; Ascomycota; Eurotiomycetes; Eurotiales; Aspergillaceae. Gene Ontology annotation, biological process: phosphorelay signal transduction system; phosphorylation.
AUGCGCAUCCCUAUUGCCUUGCAGCUGGGGCUGCUGGUCCUUGUGACCGCCCUAGUGGGCCUGGCCAUUCUGUCCAUCGCUACUUGGGUGAAUAGCCACAAUUUCGUGGUUGAUGUCCAAUCCGAAGGACUCGAGCUGGUCGCAACAAUCAAAGCCAGUCAGAUCUCUUCCAAUCUCGAGCUUCUCGAAUCGACGUGCAAAACCAUCGUCAGUCGACUGCUGAUUCAAGGUGCUCUGGGCCGGUUUUACAAUGGGAACUCGAGUGAUUCGAACUGGACCACGUCCGUCACGGAUGUGCAGUCGGCCAUGGGCAGCAAUAACUAUCUGGACCUCUAUCAAGCCAUCAUUUUCUCUCGAAACGGUCAAGGAAAUCGCCACGGAUUGCUCAACGUCACUGCGAAAGAUAUUGCCGAUAUCACUCUUCCCUACAGCUACCCGAACGGCUCGGCUGUCAUGCUAGGAGAUGAGGGACUGGGUUAUCCCCCCGCGCUCUACCCCAAUCUCACCUAUUCCGCCGCCUCCGACGGAAGCAACACAACCGAUGUGUAUGCCUUUGCGGAUUACAAGCUUGGACUUGACACCGCUCUUCUUCUUGGGCCGCUGCCGAUCAACAGCUCCUUUUCCCUCGUUUCAGUCACAGUUCCCAUCAUCAAUAAUACUUCGGCCACUGACAUUCUUGGAUACAUGACGGUCGUCGCCAGUGCCGCCAAUCUGCAGGCCACGAUCAACUCCCGCGAUGGCAUGGGCAAUACCGCUCAGAUUCUCCUGCUCGGUCCAGCGCGGGCAGAGAAUCGGUUCGCCCCGGACGCCUACCCGGCCACAGCGACCUCGGCUCCAGAAGUUGAAGGACUUUCCCACGCCGAGGUUCACUACCUCUUCGAGCCCACUCCACUUCCCGGCCAGAGCAGCAGGCACGGCGGCAAUAUGAGCAUGAACAGCUUUGCCCUGUCCAAGUAUCCGCUGGCACUGAAGCUCAUGUCUAAACCGUGGGCGCUGUCCAAUGACUCGAUCAGCGAUUUGUCCACCAGAAACGAACACGGAUACCAGGUUGCGGUCGGCGCAAUCCGGCCUAAGUCGCAGAUGGCGCAGUGGAUUCUGCUGGUGGAGGAGGCACAGGGAGAGGCAUUCGCCCCUAUCAACAAGCUCAGGAAAAUCAUUCUGGCAUGCGUCUUUGGAACAAUGGGCUUCAUCAUCUUGAUCGUCCCUCUGCUCGCCCAUCUGGCCGUGGCACCGAUUCGCCGGCUGAGCGAGGCCACUCGCAUGUCGAUCGAGCCCCCGUCACAGUCUCCGCAUAGUCGCCCUCCGUCCACUGGACCGUACAUUGUAGGGGCCAACGAGGCGGAGAUUGAGCCCCGUACCUUUGACGAUCACCUGGAUGAGAAGGGAAGUUUCAUCGCUUGGGUGAAGCAUUUCCGCCGAAAGGACCGGCCCAACAGCGCACACAGCGGUGGCAGUCGCAACCACGCCAGAAAUUUCCAGAUUCCGGGCAGAGUAAAGGAACGCAAGCAUCUCGUCACGGACGAACUGACGGAGCUGACCAGCACUUUCAACGAGAUGUCGGACGAGCUUUCCAUCCAGUACAAUCGGCUCGAAGAAAGAGUGGCGGAACGAACGCGCGAGCUGGAAGCCGCCAAGUUGGCCGCGGAGACUGCCAACGAGAGUAAGACAUUGUUCAUCGCCAAUAUUUCCCACGAGCUCAAGACCCCUUUGAAUGGGAUUCUAGGCAUGUGUGCAGUGUGCAUGGGCGAAGACGAUCUUCCUCGGAUCAAGAAGUCCUUGCAGGUCGUUUACAAGUCGGGCGAUCUCCUAUUGCAUCUCUUGAAUGACUUGUUGACUUUUAGCAAGAACCAAAUCGACCAGGCAAUUCGUUUGGAAGAGAGGGAGUUUCGAUUGUCGGACAUCCGGUCUCAAUUGACGGUCAUUUUCCAGAAUCAGGUUCAGGAAAAACAGAUCGACUUCAACGUCAACUUUGUCAGUGGCGACGCCCUUCCGUCAAAGGGCGAUGGCUCACAGGAGAAGCCGUUCCUGACGUCUCAUCCCGCGUUUGGUCCACCAGGAACCGGCAGGCUGAGGGACAUGGUAUUAUGGGGUGAUCAGCAUCGUAUCCUUCAAGUUCUGAUCAACCUGGUCAGCAACAGUCUCAAGUUCACACCCGAGCAUGGCAAGGUCGAGGUUCGCAUCAAAUGCGUGCGGGAAGUGGAAACCCCGGGCAGUCCCAGAACCUCGAUACAGGACUCUCGACGCAAUUCGCGCCUGCGAUCCCGACCUACGUCGCAUGCCAGUUCUCAGCCCCGUGACCCCAUGGACGUCCUGGUUCAGGAAGAAUACCACACUCCUGUGCUUUCGCAGUUGCGGACUCUGAUCUUCCAGUUUGAGGUGGAAGAUAACGGUCCUGGCGUCGCCCCCCAUUUACAGAAGCGGGUCUUCGAGCCCUUCGUACAGGGUGAUCUCGGGCUCAACCGGAAGUAUGGAGGCACAGGAUUGGGGCUCAGUAUCUGCGCGCAGCUCUCUCGCUUGAUGAAUGGAACGAUUACCCUUGAAAGUGAGCAGGGCAAAGGCGCCUUGUUUACCGUGGAGAUUCCGUUGAAAUUCGUCAAAGAGGCAUCGCCUAGUACACGCAGUUCUAGUAUUACUGGCUCGCGGACAUCGAGCGUCCUCUCGCUUGACGAUCUUGCCAGUCUCGCGCGGCCACCGUCGAACAAUGGCUCUGUUCGAAGCGAUCCGUUGACCAGCAAUUUCGACAAGCAGGAUCUGCAACCUCGACUUGUCGGAUUCAGUCAGCCAUUCUUUACCCCGACGCCGUCAUCCCCGGCAUCUUCGAAUCCAAAGGUUUCUGCUGCUGAUGGAGUGAAACCCGAAGUAGAAGAUAGUUCGUCUGGCAAGGUGCGCGUAUUGGUGGCUGAGGAUAACGUUGUGAACCAGGAAGUGGUUCUUCGAAUGCUUCGAUUGGAAGAAGUAUAUGAUGUAACGGUCGUCAAAGACGGCCAAGAAGCCUACGACACAGUCAAGGCGAAUAUGGAAGAUGGCAAAGUAUUUGACCUUAUCUUCAUGGACAUUCAGAUGCCCAACCUCGACGGCCUACAGAGCACCCGUCUCAUCCGGGGCAUGGGCUACUCGGCGCCUAUUGUUGCGCUGAGCGCUUUCUCGGAAGAAAGCAAUAUUAAAGAUUGCAUGGACUCGGGCAUGGACAUGUUCAUCAGUAAACCGAUCCGACGGCCUGCCUUGAAACAAGUUUUGAAUAAGUUCGCGACGAUUCCGGAAGAACCGGAAAAUUAG